AACUACCACUGUAAUCUCCUCCUCAUAUCUUCUCUGGGGAGAGAGGAGAGUGUGCGUGGAGAGGAACUUUUAAGAAAAACAAUUGAAAGAGAAAGUAGAGGAAUAAGGAAUGGCACUUCAAUUGCCCAGCAUGUCUCCGUUGUCUCCGACGGCGACGGGUCAUUUUGGCCGAAGACUGUCGUCCAAUCGCUUCGCCCUCAGAUCAUCCUUCAUCUGUCCCUCUCUCCAUCUCUUGCUUCCUCCUCCUCCCCCUUACCAACCCAUCUCCUCUGCUGCGCCAAAAUUCUCUACGCGUAUCACUUUCAAAUAUUUUUACAAUAAUAGAACCCCUUUUAAGAGGUCACCUGAUAACUCCUGUCGAGACGAAAAUGACUCCAUUUCUAGAAAUGCUUUUGAAAGAAGAGAAGUAUUAUUCUCAACAGUUGGGUUUAUAGCAGCAGCCAUGGGGGAUGCUUUAAAGGAUGGAGUAGCUGUAGCAUCUGAAUUUGCUGACAUGCCAGCAAUUCGAGGGAAGGAUUACGGGAAGACUAAAAUGCGGUAUCCAGACUACGCAGAAACAGAAUCAGGUCUCCAGUACAAGGAUUUGCGAGCAGGCAGUGGCCCCACGCCAAAGAUGGGGGAGACUGUUGUGGUCGACUGGGAUGGUUAUACCAUAGGAUACUACGGCCGAAUCUUUGAAGCACGAAACAAGACAAAGGGUGGUUCGUUUGAGGGUGAUGAUAAAGACUACUUCAAAUUUACACUUGGGUCUCAACAGGUAAUUCCUGCUUUUGAAGAAGCUAUUUUAGGCAUGGCUGCUGGUGGCAUUAGAAGGAUCAUAGUGCCCCCAGAGUUGGGAUAUCCAGAGAAUGACUUCAACAAAAGUGGCCCAAGACCGACAACAUUUUCGGGUCAAAGAGCAUUAGAUUUUGUGCUAAGGAACCAAGGACUGAUAGACAAGACUCUUUUGUUUGAUAUUGAACUCCUCAAAAUCAUUCGAAACUGAUCACCAUCAAGUUCAGCAUGCCUUGAGGAGAUUGCCUCUAAUCUAGGCCUUGGCAUAAGGAUCUACUGAGAGCUAGUUCAUUUACACCGAAACCAUAGGAACACAGUGAAUGAUUCAUGCAACUCAAAAAGGUGCAUUUUGGUUUUGCUCCUUUCCAUCUAGCUUGCUGUUUCACAUCAAGAGGCAACAGCAUGUGCAUGUCUCUCUGUCCCCAGGCAGAGCAGAUGCAAUAAAGAGGUGCAACAGCACGACAUUGUUUCAUUCAUGUGGCAGGAGGGGAAACUUGGAACGCUACCCUAUCAAAAGUGCCAGAAAAAAAAAAAGAGUGCUUACUAUUUGUUUUACCAUGAACCACUCCAAAAUAUGUAUAUUUAUGUCAUUCUCUCUUUGAAUCAUAGUUUUGCAAAUCUCUUGUAGAUUUCACAACAUGCUUAAAAGUGGAUCAGUCGAAGUUUUAUUGUUUGUCUUA
Messenger RNA from Macadamia integrifolia, 1454 nucleotides. Its product is annotated as peptidyl-prolyl cis-trans isomerase FKBP19, chloroplastic. Gene Ontology annotation, cellular component: thylakoid; chloroplast. NCBI's taxonomy places the organism in Eukaryota, Viridiplantae, Streptophyta, Magnoliopsida, Proteales, Proteaceae. Gene Ontology annotation, molecular function: peptidyl-prolyl cis-trans isomerase activity. Bases 110 to 985 code for a protein of 291 amino acids. The record is from RefSeq and is a predicted model, not a curated record. The transcript is spliced from 11 exons.